Aspergillus novofumigatus IBT 16806 is the source of this 180-nucleotide messenger RNA. Its product is annotated as WD40 repeat domain-containing protein. Gene Ontology annotation, molecular function: protein binding. The annotation marks the transcript as partial. The record is from RefSeq and is a predicted model, not a curated record. NCBI's taxonomy places the organism in Eukaryota, Fungi, Ascomycota, Eurotiomycetes, Eurotiales, Aspergillaceae. The transcript has a single exon.
CUUAAAGGAUAUUUAUAUUUAAUAUACUCUAUAGCAUUCUCUACUAACAGCAGAAUGCUAGUAUCUAGUUCUUAUAAUAAUACUAUUAGACUCUGGAAUACUACUACAGGUGUCCUACAGCAGACUUUAGAGGGUUAUUCAGGCUUAGUUUACUUUAUUAUAUUCUCUGCUAAUAGCUAG